AUGUCAAUGACAUGCCAGAAUCUUGAGUUUGGAAGAACAAGGUUGGGAUUUGUGGUUAACGUGUGCUCUUUUAAUGUCUAUCUUGAUCGCAUCUCAGUAAUAAAUCGUGUUAACGAUAUGCUUAUGAAUGUCAGUGGAGGCUAUAAGGGUAAAAAAUUGUGGAGCAGCCAGACGAAAAUUGGUCCAUGUCAUGUGUUUUCAACAAACACUACACAAGCUUUGCUCAAUGGGGUUGCUGUAGAUCAUCCACCGACUAAUUUUUUUGAAGUGGUUGCAGAAGACAUCCAAAUGAUGAAUAAAAAUCUUCAGUCGAUGGUUGGCGAAGAAAAUCCAAUUUUGAUGUCUAGUGCUGAGCAUAUCUUUGGAGCUGGUGGCAAGAGGAUGAGACCAUCUUUGGUUUUCUUAGUGUCAAGAGCGACCACUGAGAUCGUUGGCUUGAAGGAACUUACGAAAGAACAUAGACAGUUAGCUGAGGUUAUCGAAAUGAUCCACACCGCGAGUUUGAUACAUGAUGAUGUACUAGAUGAAAGCGACAUGCGAAGGGGAAAGGAAACUCUUCAUCAAUUAUAUGGUACACGAGUAGCUGUGCUGGCUGGAGAUUUUAUUUUUGCUCAAUCAUUGCAGUACCUAGCCAAUCUUGAAAAUUUUGAAGUCAUAAAGCUUAUCGGCCAGGUCAUCAAAGACUUUGCAAGUGGUGAAAUGACGCAAGCAUCUAGUUUGUUUGAUUGUGAUGUUCAAUUGGAUGAGUAUUUGAUGAAGAGUCACUACAAAACAGCCUCUUUGAUUGCUGCAAGCACCAAAGGAGCUGCCAUUUUCAGUGGGGUCGACAGUGAAAUUAGCGAUCAGAUGUAUCAGUUUGGAAGUGACCUGGUGAAAGGAAAUUUGACUGCACCAGUAAUAUUUGCUCUAAAGAAGGAGCCUAAGUUGAGGGAUAUAAUUAAAUCUGAUUUUUGUGAGUUGGGUUCUCUUGACGAGGCCAUUGAUAUUAUCAAGAGUUGUGGAGGCAUUGAUAAGGCACGAGAGUUGGCAAAAUUGAAAGCUGAUUUAGCACUUGAGAAUCUACAAUGUCUACCUUCGACUACUUUCCGAUACACACUUGAAGAGAUGGUGAAAUAUAACUUAGAGAGAAUUAAAUAA
Molecule: messenger RNA, 1137 nt
Organism: Fraxinus pennsylvanica
Lineage: Eukaryota; Viridiplantae; Streptophyta; Magnoliopsida; Lamiales; Oleaceae
Source: the annotation of a GenBank genome assembly